Pyrenophora tritici-repentis Pt-1C-BFP is the source of this 2062-nucleotide messenger RNA. RefSeq names its product RING-finger-containing ubiquitin ligase. NCBI's taxonomy places the organism in Eukaryota, Fungi, Ascomycota, Dothideomycetes, Pleosporales, Pleosporaceae. The record is from RefSeq and is a predicted model, not a curated record.
AUGAUCGGCCACCCACGUAGGCGGCGGUCACUGUGGCAGGACGCCGAGCACAUGGAAAAUGUGGAGCAGCUACGCCAGGGCGAGGACCAGGCUGAUGUGCUGUCAAGGCUGCUUUCGCUGGCCGCAGCAGCCACUGCAGCCUCGCUUGUGGGCGACGACCACCAGGCUGCCACGCGAGACGGUACCUUUGACACGUUUCUACAAUCCCUGCAGAAUGGUAGCAUAGCAUCGGCCCUACGAGGCAACGAGCAGGGCCAAGACGGCGAUAACCCGGGAGCCAACCAGGCCCCGCUGAACUUCUUCAGGAUGUUUAGGUUUGGCACCAGCACCGACAACCCCAGGAACAGGAACGACAACGCCAUCGGCCGUGGAGAGGGCGACGAAGAUGGUGAAGGCAGGUUGGUGCCCAUCAUAAUCGUUGGCAUCCGAUCCAUACAGCCAGGCAACGGUACGGGCCAAGAGGAUGCCAGUAUCCCACCUUUCCUCGAUGCCCUGUCAAGCUUCCCCACGCCUCCAACUUCACCGGGUGAUACCCAUCACAUGCUACCACCCCCACAGAACGGCACACGUUUCAGCCACCGCCGAAGAGCGUCAAUGGGUGGCUUCAACUUCCCGUCCAAUUACGACAGCCAGAGGCACCAGCGUGCGAGUCCUCAAGACCGCUCGAGUCCCUGGUCUUCAGCGACAGACUCUCCUUCAGCCCCCUCACCGCCGCCAUCGACACCUGCUACCACCCUCAACUCCUCCGCUGUACCCUCGCGCGCCUCCACACCAGCAACCUCGACCUCACCCCCUUCACCCACCACACUAUCUUCUGCAGCUUCACGGGCCAAUAGCUUUGUCCGAACUGCCCCCGGAUCCACGCUGGAACCCACCGUUGAGGAACCACAAACACACACUCGCAAUGCUCGGCCCCGUCGCCUUAGUGAGUCUGACUUCACAAGAUACGGUGCCGGUGCUCCAAGAAGAAGAGGUGUAGUAGAGCCUGACAACAACCCCGGUGAAGGUUCGCGGAGCUGGAUCAUCUACGUCCUAGGGGGAAGCUAUCCCGAGAACCAUCCGAUUCUUACCACGCCGAGUCUCUUCACUGAGUCGCCAACCUACGAAGACAUGAUGCUGCUAUCCUCCAUCCUCGGCCCUGCGAAACCACCGGUUGCCAGUGAGGAAGACGUUGCCUCUGCUCCGGGUCUAUUCAGGAUACGCGGUACUGACAGUGCCCUUGUAGCUGAGGCUGUUGACGGGGACGAGUCCAUUGACCUCGUUGCUGACGCACGCUGUCUUGUCUGCCUGUGCGAUUUUGAGGCCGACGAAGAAGCGCGAAAGCUGGUCAAGUGCGAACACAUGUUCCACAAGAUCUGCAUUGAUCAGUGGCUAACUACCGGUCGUAACUCAUGUCCCCUCUGCCGAGGUGAAGGCGUUCACGAAACAGCAAAAGAAGCCGAUGCUCCCGCCGACGCCGCUGCACCUUCCGCUCCCCCAGCAGUCGCAUGACCUCGCUCGCACACACAUUAAGUUCCAGUUUAGCUCUCCAAGGAGACCUUUGCUCGUUUCUUCACAUAUACCCCCUUUUCUUACGUGAUUAGUCUCGCGCUCUCUCUCCGACAUGAUUGGAUACUGGAAUAUUUCUCACAUCACGACUCUGCUUGUUUUCUGCGACUCUGGAGCGUUCACGGCGUCGGAAAUCUCUCUCAAUUGAAUGUUUGCAUUUUUCUUUUGCAUUGCGGGGCAUCUGCGUGGAGUGGAAUGGAAUGAAAUGGACGGACGGAACUCGAAACGGGAAACAGGAAUCUCGACUAAUCUUCUUUGUCAUGGAUAACAGCAUAUGGACGACUUUCUACGAAUCUCCUACACUGUGUAUAUGGGGUAGGGCCGGCGGACGGAUGGAUGGACGAAAUGCAACGGCAACGGAACGAGGCAUGGAAUGGGUUUUCACUUGAGUUCAGGGUAGACAAACGGAGGUGAUGACAAAUGAGCUGCUUUCUGGUUUUAGCUUUUGUGUGCGCACAAAAGUAGAAAGAACUUGAGCAGUGUGUAAUGAAAUGAUAAAGAAAGCUUUUUGUUC